Molecule: messenger RNA, 1158 nt
Organism: Phymastichus coffea
Lineage: Eukaryota; Metazoa; Arthropoda; Insecta; Hymenoptera; Eulophidae
Product: histone-lysine N-methyltransferase KMT5B-B-like
Exons: 4
Coding region: 1-1158 (385 amino acids)
Cellular component (GO): nucleus
Molecular function (GO): histone H4K20 methyltransferase activity; protein binding
Source: RefSeq, a predicted model, not a curated record
AUGUCAGAAGUACAACUAAAAACUGAAUCGCAAAAAAAAAUUGGGAUGAAUAGUUGGUCGCUAAUGCAAGUCGAUGACUUGAUGAAGUUUUUAAUUUUAGAUCCAUAUUUGGGUUUUACGAUUCGUAAAAUCCACCCAAUUAAUAAUUUUACACAACAUAAUAAAAUAGCAGUUGAUAAGAUCAUUUUCAAGAAUAUGUUAUGGAAUGAAAAGGAGAUUAAUAAUGUUUCACAAUCUCUAAAAACAUUACUCAGUCAGCAAAAUUUAUAUUACCAUUUCAAUAUAAAAUAUUCUACUUGGGUUAAUGAGGCUAUACGAUUUUACCUUCAAACAAUUUCAAUUCAAUCUCCAGUAAGAAUUGAAAAAUGUAGCACAUAUAAGAGUGAGAAUAAUGGGCUCAAAGUUGUUGCUAAAAAUGAUAUACCAAAAGGUGUUCAACUAAGAUGCUUAUCAGGUAUAUGUAAAGUAAUGGAUCCUGUAAGAGAAGAGUUGUUGAAGAAAAAAAAUUUUAAUUUCUCAAUCAUUGAAUGUUCAAGAUUGAAAAAUCCUGUUCUCAUGUUAGGAACAGCAGCCUUUUUGAAUCACGAUUGUCAACCUAAUUGCACUUAUUUAGUAUGUUCAAAGAAAUUACUUAUAAUCAAAACAAUUACGGAUAUCAUGAUACGAACAUCACAUUACUAUGGUGAGAAUUAUUUUGGACAAAAGAAUAAAAACUGUGAAUGUUACACAUGUGAAAAGAAUGGAAUUGGAUUUUUUGCAGAAGAAUUAGAAAUUGUAAAUAAUGUUAACAAUGAGCCUGUCAACCUAAUAGUUAAUAAAGAUUUAUUAACACCAAGAAAAUCUAAUUUGAACGAUAAAAAAAUUAAUUUCCAAGCCUCUACAAGUAUUAAGGAAUUGACUAGUCCAUCUGGUGUAAGUUUGAUUUCUCAUAGUAAUAAUGUAAAUGGGGACAGCUCCAAUAUAUACAAUAAUAGAUUAGAUGUUGCAUUACCUCUUACAUACGAGAAAACAAAAUUGGAACAUUUUAAAAUGAUAGAUAAAGAUAUAAAUAAUGGCAGUAGUAUGGAAACUAUUUGUUGUGUGAAACUCAGCUCUUUACAAAAUAAUAACUCGCUAAUUGUCAUGACAGAUUAUAAACUAAAUAGUGCAUACAUAUGA